Molecule: messenger RNA, 2448 nt
Organism: Liolophura sinensis
Lineage: Eukaryota; Metazoa; Mollusca; Polyplacophora; Chitonida; Chitonidae
Product: putative amine oxidase [copper-containing]
Exons: 2
Coding region: 1-2448 (815 amino acids)
Biological process (GO): amine metabolic process
Cellular component (GO): plasma membrane
Molecular function (GO): copper ion binding; quinone binding; primary methylamine oxidase activity
Source: RefSeq, a predicted model, not a curated record
AUGACGUACCGGUAUAGGACGGGGGAGAAGGACUACAGCGAAUACUGGCGUUUCAUGGCCUUACUCCUUCUCCUUAUCAGUUUGAGCCUCGGAAUCGCUUUGACAGUGAUAGCUGUUCUUCUCGCACAAGAGCUGUCUGUACCAAGAAACGUAACGGAUAUGAGCAUAUCCACAGAGCCUAUUGUUCUUUCAAAAUGUGGCCUAAACCUAGAUGACAUUGACAUCAGCGAAUCAGUAAACCCAACAGUGUUCUCCGACCUUACUGGGCCAGAGUUCGAAUCCAUCAACCGCUACUUAUUUGAUCAGACAGAUUUAAAUGUGACAAAAAUCACAGAGGCUCGUAUAGACUCCUCUUAUGUACAUCUCAUUGAAUUACUUUUGCCUAACAAAGCAGAAACCUUAAAACAUCUUGAUGGAAAAACAGAUGCACCGAAACGGUGGGCCAAAGUCGUCCUGUUUCGCGGUGAUUUAAGUAUACCUGAAGUCCAGGAAUACAAAGUGGGUCCAUUACCAACCCCUACCUCACAUCGACUCUUAAACUACACAGGUAGACGUAUAAACCCUAUACCGUUUAACGUCAGGCCACCUACACUUGUGGAGUUAUUACACUUGGAAAAGACAAUUUGGGUAGAAUUGUUCACGAAAUUAGGUUUUAUAAUAUACGAAAGUUUUGGAAUCCUGGUAACGGACUGUAAGGACAAAUGUCUGAGCUUCUCUUCAGCCCCAGUGUCCACUUCAAAUAUCGGCUCUAUCAAGAGGCAAAUAUGGGUGGGAUUCAACUUCCAAACCGAGUAUUACAAGUUACACCCUAUAGAUCUGCAGGUUCUGUUGCAGCUGGAUGGAACGGAUCCGAGUAAGUUUAACAUGUCGACAGUCUGGUACAACCAGCAGAGUUUCAAGAGUGCUGAUGAUCUCAUCCAAAUGUACUCCAAUGAUUCAAUCAGCAAACUAAAAACAAGUUUUCCAUCGAAUCAGGAGAAGGAGUUUUCCACGAUGACUCUUCGCGGAGACAUUCUAGAAAAAGAAUCCCAUCGAGCCCCUCGUCAGUUAGAACCGGACGGUAAACGAUACACUGUGAAGCACCAGAAGGUUGGAUAUCUCGGCUGGUCUUUCCAUUACAGAAUGUCAACGAGUACCGGACCAAUGCUUCUAGACGUACAAUAUCGUAAAAAUAGGAUAGCCUACGAAAUCAGUCUGCAGGAAAUCGUUGUGUUCUAUUCGGCAUCGAAUCCAUUAAACCGGUUUAGCGAUUUUGUCGAUAGCCUUGUCUUAUUAGGGUACGCCGCUAAAGCCCUCGUUCCUGGAGGUGAUUGCCCACAGCAUGCCACUUUUCUUCCCGCCCGACAUCAGACCAGCUCAGAACCUACCUCCAUUGUAUAUAAAAAUGCCUUCUGCUUAUUUGAACAAAGUACAGGCGUCCCUCUUAGGCGUCACCAUUCCUACACUUCCUCACAUGGUUCAUUCUACAGCGGCAUGAUGGACGAUGUUUUGAUUUUGAGAACAAUUCUAACCAUCGGAAACUAUGAUUACAUAUUUGAUUUUAUCUUUCACCAGAAUGGCGUAUUAGAGGUGAAAGGUAUUUCCACCGGAUACAUCAUCACCAGUGUUUAUUCGCCCGCAGAGGAGAAAUACGGCUUCCGGCUACAAGAACGCGUGCUUGGAAAUAUUCACCAUCACAUGUUCAACUUUAAAAUAGACAUUGAUGUCAGUGGGAAUGAAAACCGCUUUGAAACUUUAGACAUUAAUGUUUAUGAAGCUGAUAACACUGACUGGUCCACUAACCCUGAAACCUCCACCUACCAUCAGAUAAUGUUCAACAGAACUUUGAAGAGCACCGAACUGGAAGCAGCAUAUACGUUUAACUUCGAUGCUCCAAAAUACUUGAUCUUUCAUAACGAAAACUCCACAGACAAAUACGGGAAUCCAAGGGCGUACAGAAUUUCUCUUCUGGGCAUGUCAAAGCAGACUUUGCCGAUUGGCCGAGGUGCUGAGCCGUCCAUAUCGUGGUCACGCUACCAGAUGGCGGUCACCAAGCGCCAUGAGCACGAACAGUCAAGUAGUUCCAUGUAUGCUGUGUUUGACGCUCUGGAUCCUGUGGUGAACUUCCAAGACUUUCUAGAUGACAAUGAAACAAUUGUAGACCAAGAUCUCGUUGCUUGGAUAACCAUGGGCGUCCAUCACAUCCCACACACUGAAGAUCUUCCCGUAACGCCAACUACUGGAGGGCAUCUUUCAUUCUUCCUCUCGCCAUACAACUAUUUCCCUGAGGACCCUUCUAUGGCCUCUAGAAGUGCCGUUCGUAUUGACCUGAGUGGAACCUCUGCGGAGUCUCCGGUGAACAUCAGCCGAUACGGCUUGGACACGGAUAUCCGGUGUGUGCCGGAAUCCACGGACGCCUAUGAUGAGGCUAUUCGAGAAGACAAGAACCUGCUGUUUUCCGACUUUUGA